Molecule: messenger RNA, 891 nt
Organism: Ornithodoros turicata
Lineage: Eukaryota; Metazoa; Arthropoda; Arachnida; Ixodida; Argasidae
Exons: 1
Coding region: 1-891 (296 amino acids)
Source: RefSeq, a predicted model, not a curated record
AUGCCCAGCGGUACCGUGCUUACAGGAUUCUCAGCAGACGUUGACUGGCGACCACUUCAGUUUGUCCAGGCAAUGACUGGGGUACGCUUCUGCGAUUUGUGCGGAGUUUUGCCAAGAAACCUGCACCUCCUUGAAUGCACCCAUGGAUUCUGCCAUCACUGCUUCAACCAGCUGCUUGUGAAACCCUGCAAGUGCCCGUUUGACAAACGUCGCUUCACAGCCAGAGAGGUGCAAACCUUCGAGUUCACCGAGAGCGAACUGUUGCAGUUCGAAGUCCACUGCUGGAAUUACGCCGACGGUUGCGAUUUUGUCGGUGAUUACCUCUCAAUGACAUCUCAUUUUCUCAACGACUGCUCUCGGCAUUCAGUUGGCUGUCCUCGUUGCAAGUACAGAGUUCGUCGCAGUGAAAUCCUUGAGCACAACAGCACAGAAUGCAAGGGUUCGUGUGCUGAACAAGGAAUGAACAAGUCUCACGCCAAGGACUUCGUAGCAGACGAUAUUGUUCGAGUAAGCCAAGAUAUGCAGCGUAGAGUGAUAUCGUUCUGCAACGAUCAGGAGACCUUGCAAAAUAAAGUGAACGCUUUAUCCUCAAGUAUCAAAUGCUUAGGAAAGAAGCUGCUACAGGUGAAAAAGGUCGCGGAAAACGCUGUCAAUGCGUGCAACGUACAGAAACAAGAUGCACUUCGUGCCGUUCAGGUCAGUGUCUCAGGGGACGAGAGAAAAGUGACCAACAAAAUUUUAAGUAAUGUCGGAGUAUCAAAUCCUGCGGCAACGAAAGGGGAGGAGGAGGAGGAGGAAACAGCGGGUGGUGUGACAGGACCACGUGGUCUGGACAGACCAAGAAGAAGCACAACAAGAAGAAAAGGACGAAGAAGUAAUAGGCGAUGGUAA